Messenger RNA from Nematostella vectensis (starlet sea anemone), 3355 nucleotides. RefSeq names its product plastin-1. The transcript is spliced from 13 exons. The coding region runs from base 101 to 2071 and encodes 656 amino acids. NCBI's taxonomy places the organism in Eukaryota, Metazoa, Cnidaria, Anthozoa, Actiniaria, Edwardsiidae. The record is from RefSeq and is a predicted model, not a curated record. Gene Ontology annotation, molecular function: actin filament binding; calcium ion binding. Gene Ontology annotation, biological process: actin filament network formation; actin filament bundle assembly. Gene Ontology annotation, cellular component: cytoplasm; actin filament bundle; actin filament.
UGAGCUCGGCACGGCCCACUGCGUAGUCUUGCAGGUUGAAGAAUACAACUGAAACUUUUCUUAUUUCCUUCUGUUUUUUUGGUCCUUACUUUCGGCCAAAAUGUCUGAACUCGAAGAACAUGAUUUUGAGCUGACAGAAGAGCAACUUGGAGAUCUGAAAGAGAGUUUUGAUGAGUUCGAUGUCGACCACAAUGGGCACAUUACCGUCAAAGAGUUAGGAGCUGUAUUCAGUGCUGCUGGUGCCGAGGUACCGGGGUAUAAAGUCCGAGAAGUGAUCUCUGAGUAUGACAAAGAUCAAAAUGGUACCAUCGAGUUCGACGAAUUUGUUGCGAUGUUCAAGAAGGUGACCGAUAAGUAUCGUGGCGCCAUAUUCAAAUCAUUACUAUCUACCAAUAUGGGUGUCAAGCAUUCUGGGGGGACAUCAGAAAGUUCUGCUGAAGGAACAAAACACUCGCAUUCCAAGGAAGAGCAAGUUGCAUUUGCAGAUUGGAUCAAUAGCUCACUGAAGGACGAUGAGAGUGUCCAUAAAUACCUGCCUAUUGAUGCAUCAGAGGACUCCUCUGACCUUUAUGAAAAAGUAAAAGAUGGAAUCUUGCUAUGCAAAAUGAUUAACCUGUCAGCGCCUGGCACUAUUGAUGAACGUGUCAUCAACAAGCCGCCCUUGAAAGUGUUUACUAUUCAUGAGAACCAAACACUUGUCAUAAACUCAGCCCUGGCCAUUGGCUGCAAUCUUGUGAAUAUUGGAGCAGGUGACUUAGCCGAGGGAAAGAAGCAUUUGGUGCUAGGAGUUCUAUGGCAAGUUAUCAGGAUUGGGCUUUUCUCAAAGAUCACACUCACCAAUGUCCCUGGUCUUGCUCGACUUUUGCAAGAAGGAGAAACAAUUGAGGGUCUUCACCAUCUCUCUCCUGAAGAACUGCUUCUCCGUUGGGUGAACUUCCACCUUGGCAAAUAUUAUGAUGGCCAAAACUACCCUCCAGAUGAUAGCCGGCGUAAGGUUGUGCACAAUUUUUCUGAUGACAUUAAAGAUUCUGAGGCUUAUAGUAUUUUACUUUACCAAAUUGCUCCACAAUCCAGUGGGGUUGAUCACCCACAAUCCUACUACUCAACCACAGACAAUUCUAAGAAAGCUGAAAAGAUGCUUAGAAAUGCAGAAAAAAUUGGCUGCAGGAAAUUUGUUAGAGCCAAGGACGUGGUUUCUGGAAAUCAGAAACUAAACAUGGCAUUUGUAGCCAACUUGUUCAGCACAUUCCCUAACCUGCCAGAACUGGAUGAUGAUGAAGGCAAGGAAGUGGGCCUGGAUGAAGAAUACCAAGAAGAAACUAGAGAAGAGCUAACUUAUCGCAACUGGAUUAACAGUAUGGGAUGUGGCCGAUAUGUUAACUGGUUAUAUAGUGACUUCUUUGAUGGAAUAAUUCUUUUUAAGAUGUUUGAGCACAUAAGACCUGGUUGUGUUGACUGGGAAAAGAAAGUGAACCCUGAGGGGAAAUGUAAAAAUGCAAGAAUGGGAGGAAAGGUGAAGUGCAUUGAGAACUGCAACUAUGCUGUCGACCUUGGCAAGCAAUUCAACUUCAGCUUGAUUGGCAUCCAAGGACAAGAUAUUCAUGAAGGGGUUCAAAACCUGACUCUGGGGUUGAUAUGGCAGAUGAUGCGUGCCUACACAUACACCCUACUUGCUCGCCUAUCACCAGAUGAUGAUCACAUGACAGAAGAGAAGAUUGUUGAGUGGGUCAAUAAAACUUUACAAAGCAAGAAGAAGACACACUUGAUUAAUAAGGGUCACGGUUUCAAAGACCCUGACAUUAGCACUAGUCUGGCCGUGCUUGAUCUAAUUGACUGCAUUUCCCCGAAGAUGAUCAACCCUGCACUGAUAAACCCAGACCCUCUCUCUGACGAGGACAAGCUGCCGAACGCACAGUACGCCAUCAGCAUGGCACGUAAAAUUGGCGCUGUGGUUUACGCGUUGCCUGAAGACUUGGUAGAAGUUAAGCCUAAGAUGGUACUGACAGUGUUUGCCAGUCUCAUGCUCUGCGCCCUAGAGAAAUCUUCAAAGAAUAAGAAAGGCAAGAAGUAAAUCAAGUAGACACACGUGUGGCAUGCUAACACCCCGCAACUGGGAGCUCUCAUUAACUUGAAUUCCCCUUGGACAAUGAGGGGUCUAUUAAAUCCACGGCAUUGCACGUUAUCAGCCUACUGCACUUAUACAUAGCCCACCAACAAGACAUCGAAACAGUAUGAUCACCAACCUUCAAGGCAUCGGAGUAGUUGUACCAAUUCACAAGGCAUGGAUUAGUUGCACCAACCCACAAGUCAUGGAGUAGCUGCACUAACCCACAAGACAUGGAUUAGUUGACCAACCCACAAGACAUGAACUAGUUGCACCAACCCACAAGACAUGGAUUAGUUGACCAAUUCACAAGUCAUGGACUAGUUGCACCAACCAACAAGGCAUGGAUUAGUCAACCAACCGACAAGACAUGAAGCAGCUGCACAAACCCACAAGACAUGAACUAGUUGCACCAGCCCAUGAAGUAGUUACUCCUACCCACAAGGCAUUGACUAGUUGUACCAACCCACAAGGCAUGGACUAGUUGUACCAGCCCCUGAAGUAGUUACUCCUACCCACAAGGCAUGGACUAGUUGUACCAGGCCAAGAGUAGAUUGCUAUUUUUUUUAAGCUUUAUCACUCAAAAGCUUUGAUUACCAGGUUUAUUCAGUGUUAACCUUGGUUAUAAACGGGGCCAGCUUCUAGAAUGAUAGCAAAUAAAAUAAUAAUAGUACAAUGAUAAACUGAUAAAAAGUUGAUAGAUGUCAAAUUGCUAUUCUAGGUUGAACGCUGGUGAUGAUCUGUCCUUCUCUGGGAUGUAAUCACAUGAUGCCACAUUCUCGUGCACAAUAAUUAUGGCCGUGUCUUUGACAUGAUCAUUUUUUCUGCUAUGUCAAGAUCAGUUAAAUGUAGAGUCGUUUCACUUUGAUAUUAGGUGCUAAUAUAUUCAUUUGCCUGCGUAUAAGAAAACAUUUACAUAUUGUUCAUGAGAAAUAGGGAAGCAUGCUUGAGAGUUGUAUAUUUCCUUUUUUUUUUCUCGCGCGUUUUCCUAUAAAUCCCACUGUCACACAAGGGGCUAUUUGUGUACUUACGGUAAGAAUACACACGUACUCUAUUCACGAGGUGUUUAGUGGUUUACGGUUAUGACAACGAAAUUUUCAGAACCCUUAGCAUAGUAUUUUCUGCCUCUUUUCUAGAAGAAUAAUCUUUUAAGCAAGGAAAUAUUUUCAAAUAAUGGGUCGUACUUUAUUAACAAUGUUGUAAACAAUUUGUAGAAAGCCACAAAAAGAGCAAUAAAAUAGUUCAAAUAAA